AUAUUUCUUUUGCUUUACCUUGUUUUAAAUUUUUUUUCAGUACAAAUAUAGGACAUCAUAAACAUGUGCAAAACAUGUGUAGAGCAUCGCUUGGAAGGGGAAUCGAGCGCUAUUUCCUCGCGACUGUGAGCAAGGACCCAGGGGCCAUCAUAAUGACUACAAACGCGUGAGCCUAUAGACCGUUUCUCGACUACGAAGAGAACCACUGCUUCUUGAAUCUAACUAAUUCUCGGAUUAAUGAUCCACUUUCUGACUCAUGGGCGGGUCCAUCCGCAGGAAGGAUUACUCAUGCAUUUCAACAUGGGCCGGAGGAGUGGCGCAUAGAUACAGUUUGACGAGACGCCGUAAGACGCGUGCGCCCGGCGAAUAGUCGCGAUCGGCGAGAGUGUGUUCGUCGACGAGCACGACGCGGGCGGAAUCGCCGGCUGCUGCGGUGCUCGGGCGUGGUUUUUCACGUCGUCGCGGUACGCGCCGUUGCCCGGCCAGAGGGGUAGGGAGGAGGGGAGGGAGACAGAAGGUGCACCUGGAUCUCGAGGGGGGCGUCCUUCCUCCCCAUUCCCCCGCUACAGCCAGUCAGCCUGAGUCAGGCAGCGACUAUCGACGAGACUAGAGGUAUAUGCGCGGUGUCGCGCAUCGCCGGUCGCCGAUCCUGUAGUCACUGUGAAAGCCGACGAAGAAUCGGCGCAUUUGGCGAUCAACGGAUACCACGAGUUAAAUGGCACGUUGCACCGCGGUGACGUCACCAUACGAACGUCACGGGGUGAGAUCAUCAUCGAAGGCAUCGUCGUCAUCGUUGAACCACAUUAUGAUACUCAUGAGACUGUAAUUUCAACGAAGAUGUCUCAGACAACUAGCAAGACUUCUCUUCAGGAACGUAAGAUGAAAAAUUGAACAAUCUGAGGCGUAGGGAUCGAUGCCAUGCAGGUCCGUCUGGAUGGAAAGCUGGCGUUGCUGUAUACUCUAUUGGUCUUGCAAGUUCUGAUUGUUAUGAUCUAUGUCGCCACAACCCCGCCGGCCGAAUUAGCUGCGUCAACGACUCGCGCAUCCGUCAGUUUCGUCAAGUUCGAGGCGUCGCAGGAGCUGCACGUGAAUCAGGGCAAUCGCAAAAAAUCACCAAUUUAUCAGACAAUCAAUGGAGAGAUAACGCUGAAGGAUGUCAAGACGUUUAAGCUGUUUGAGGUAUACAAUCAUACCGUAUGCUGGAAGUAUGGAGUGAACCAGCGUAAGAUGAAGAGCAAUGAGCAUCUGGAAAGAUGCAUCUGCAAUCAAGGUUGGCAUGGCUUGGACUGUGGACAACCAGAAGUCGUGUGGAGGGCGAUUAUGGCGUCGAAGCAGAACGUUAGUCUGAAACGUCGCAAAACCGCUAGGCACGUUAUUCACACCUUUUUUUUGAGCGACUACAACUCUGCGAUCGCCGAGGUGAUAGUGGAGGAACUCUACAAUGUGGUAGACCUUUUUGUAAUAUGUGAUUUCAACAACGCCGAAGAUAAUUUCCGGCACAAGCUAUCCAAGGGGUUGCUGCAGCGGGAGCAAAAAAAGAUCUUGUACAUCAAUGUGACAACCAAGUCUCGUAAACCAUCUAGGACAGUAUCGAAAUACGUCUGGGAUAAGAUCAGGGCUGUGGUGCAGAAUUUAAGGGACGACGACAUCUACGUGACGACGGAGCCGGAGCAGAUACUAAAUUCCAGAGCAUUAAUGUUCCUCAAGGUAUACGACGGUUGGCCUCAGCCCAUCGGAUUUAGAUUAAGAUGGUCGGUAUACGGCUUCUUCUGGCAACAUCCACUCAAGACAACGAUCAUGCUCGGCGCUUACACCGUCGGUUUGAUGCGCAACGCCUAUCAGUCCAAUUCCCUUGUCCUGCGACAACAAUUGGACGGAGACACCAGCGAGAGAGAUAUUUUAGGAUUAGUCAUAGGGGAUUUGAAUCACUACGGCGGGUGGUACUGUAAUCUGUGCCAGGCGCCCGCAAACAUUAUUAUCGGUCUUCGCAAUAAAGUCCAGUCUAAGGAGAUUUAUAUCGAGAAGACUAUCGACGUGCCGUUCGUCGAGGACCUAAUAGGUAGCGGACUGUGGUUAGAUGGUAAAACCGGUCUUCUAAGAGUCUCUAAGUCCAGCGAUUCCUAUUUCGCGCCAGAAACAAUUCUCAAUAAUACAUGGAAGUACGACUGGCUGGUAGAGAAUUUUUACGCUAAACUAGAUUACUACUGACGUACUGGUCGCACCCGACUGUGAUAUUAAUUCAUACUCAAUAUUCAUUGUAUAUACACUAAUGUAAUAUUAUACUGAAUUUAUACACUAAAAUAUUAUGUUGACGAAAUAUAAAUGUUAAAUGGUUUAUACAUACAA
Messenger RNA from Solenopsis invicta (red fire ant), 2346 nucleotides. RefSeq names its product beta-1,4-mannosyl-glycoprotein 4-beta-N-acetylglucosaminyltransferase (gene Mgat3). Gene Ontology annotation, cellular component: membrane. The record is from RefSeq and is a predicted model, not a curated record. Lineage: Eukaryota; Metazoa; Arthropoda; Insecta; Hymenoptera; Formicidae. Gene Ontology annotation, biological process: protein N-linked glycosylation; N-acetylglucosamine metabolic process. Gene Ontology annotation, molecular function: beta-1,4-mannosylglycoprotein 4-beta-N-acetylglucosaminyltransferase activity. Bases 919 to 2208 code for a protein of 429 amino acids. The transcript is spliced from 3 exons.